AUGUCCUCCUCCCCAUCAACAGCAAAAGCCUCACCAGGCCCAGCGCCCUGGCGCGCCCCCUUCCUCAAAAACGUAAACGACAUGGCCUCACCAGAAUUCAACCUCGCAACAAUCCACUCCUCCUCCUCAUCCUCUUCCUCUCUCACCCCCCGCCUCCGCACCGUAAUCUUCCGCGGCCUCUGGGCCUCCCUCCCAGUCAACCCAAAAAACACAGCAGACCUCAACCCGCCCCUCUACGAAUCCGACCUCCUGACCCUAACAACCGACGCCCGCAUGGCAAAAGUGCCCGACUUCCUAACUUCCAACGGAGAAAAAGACGACAUCAAAAAAUCAGGCGGCGGCGGCCCCGUAGAAGCAUGCUUCUGGACCGACGCAAAAGUCCAAUGGCGCAUCCGCGGCGAAGCCUUCCUCCUCGGCCCGGACAUCGACUCCUCCUCCGGCGCCAAAGCGCUCCGCGAGCACCUCCUAGCCCGCAUGCGCACCGUCACCCCAGCAGACGCCAAACGCCGCCGCGAACAAGACAUCCCCUCCGGCAAAACCGUCAUCGGCACCUCGGAACAGGACUGGUCCUUCGCCCGCGAGGUCACGGCGCACUUUGGAAACUUAUCGCCCAUGAUGCGCGGCACCUUCCGGAACCCGGUCCCGGGGACGUCCCGCGCCGCGAACCCGCCCUCGGACACGCUGAAGCUGGGGCAAAAGGUCGAGGACCUGGAGGACGAGGUCGCGAGGGAGAAUUUCCGGGUCGUGGUGAUUGUGCCGACCGAGGUGGAUCAGACGGACUUGAGCGCCUCGGAGGACCCGAGACGGUAUCUGUACCGGUUUGUCGGGGCCGAGGCCGAGGGGAAGGAGACGGAGGGUGCGGAGAGGGUGAAUGGGUGGGAGAAGAUUGAGCUGUGGCCGUAG
Messenger RNA from Colletotrichum tamarilloi, 903 nucleotides. RefSeq lists its product as uncharacterized. The transcript has a single exon. Gene Ontology annotation, molecular function: FMN binding. The record is from RefSeq and is a predicted model, not a curated record. Lineage: Eukaryota; Fungi; Ascomycota; Sordariomycetes; Glomerellales; Glomerellaceae. The coding region runs from base 1 to 903 and encodes 300 amino acids.